UUUAUUUAUUCAUUUACUUUGUUUAUACCCCGCCUUUUCUCACCAAUGGGGACCCAAAGCAGCUCACAUCGCUCUCCCUUCCCCCAUUUUAUCAUCACAACAACCCUGCGAGGAAGAUAGGGCUGAGUGGUGUGUGGCUGGGGCCGGCCCGAGGCCACCCGGCAAGCUUCUGCGGAAGAGUGGGGAUUCGAAGCUGGGGCUCCCAGAUCCUAGUCCGACACUCUGACCUUUGCAUCACACUGGCUUUAAGGGUGACUUGCUCCAGCAUAAGCUUUUCGGGAAGUGAAAACGGGUUUCCCCUGGACGACCGCAGAGGAGCGCGCGCCGUCAGCCAAGGAGGAGCACCGACGUGCCGAGUUUCGUGCGAGGGAAGGCAGGCGGGGGCACAUCACUGGUCUGCAGGGCGCGUCAGGGUCCCCCCAACCCUCUCUUGGAGCCAACUGGCCCUCGACGCGGCCGCUCUCUCCCUGGGCCGAGCGCUCCCGGCUCCUCCCGGGGCGCGCACGACAUCGGUUCCUGGGAGGGCCCGAGCGCGGCGCGCCUCCGCCGGCGGCCCCCCUCCUCGGCUGCGUGGCGCCUGCGCCCGCCGCGACCCCACUCCGCGGGCCAGCCUUCUCGCGAGACGGGGCGGCGGAGGACUGGCCGCAGGAGGCGCCGCUGCCGGGCUGGCCGGGGAAGGGAGGCGCCUCCGCUGCUGGCCGAGCACCCCGGGCAGGAGGAUCCUGACCGCCAACAAAGCAUCAUGUUGGGUUUCAAAUGUUUUCCCUUGAGCUGGAGGUGAACUUAGCUGGAAGUACUUAUGAAAUCCCUUGCCAGGAUGACCAAAGCACGGCUCUUCCGUCUUUCAGUGGUGGUGGGUUCUGUCUUCAUGAUCCUACUGAUUAUUGUGUACUGGGAUAAUGUGGGAACGGCUCACUUCUACCUGCACACUUCCUUCUCCAGGCAUCAUGGGGCACUGCCUACAGUUAAAGAUGAUGGCCAAGGUUCUCUGUCAGACGUUGACGAGUUUUUGGAAAAACUCCUGACUUCUGAAUUGAGGUACCAUGUAGAUCGGAAGACAGAGCAGCCGCCCAUGCAGGCCUCGAGUAAGCCCCUUGCUGGCAACUUGGAGGAGAACGUGAGAGGUUAUGACUGGUCCACUCACGAUGCCAGCCUGAUUCUGGAUCAAGAAAAGUUACAGGCUGAGAGACGGAAGACUCUGAGGGAAUUCUGUGCCAAUUCCAGCUUUGCCUUCCCAACCAAGGAUCGCUCAUUUGAAGACAUCCCCAACUAUGAGCUAAACCACCUUAUCGUUGAUGACCGUCAUGGCAUCAUUUAUUGCUACGUCCCCAAAGUGGCAUGCACUAAUUGGAAGCGGGUGAUGAUUGUGCUGAGCGAGAGCUUGAUGGACCAAGGGGUCCCUUACGUUGACCCCUUGGAUAUUCCUCGCGAGCAUGUCCACAACACCAGCACUCACUUCACCUUCAAUAAAUUCUGGCGCCGCUAUGGCAAGUUCUCCCGCCACCUCAUGAAGAUUAAGCUGAAAAAAUAUACCAAGUUCCUCUUUGUCCGUGAUCCCUUUGUCCGACUCAUCUCAGCCUUCCGUAGCAAAUUCGAGCUGGAGAAUGAGGAAUUCUACCGUCGGUUUGCCAUCCCGAUGCUGAAGCUGUACUCUAACUACACCAGCCUCCCUACCUCGGUCAGUGAGGCCUUCGAAGCGGGCCUCAGAGUUUCCUUUUCGGAUUUCAUCCAAUACUUACUGGACCCUCGGACAGAGAAGUUGGCCCCUUUCAAUGAGCACUGGAGGCAGGUUUACCGCCUGUGCCACCCUUGCCAAAUAGAUUAUGACUUUAUUGGCAAGCUGGAGACCUUGGAUGAAGAUGCUGCUCACCUGCUGCAGCUCCUCAAAGUGGAUCAUCUUCUCCGUUUCCCUCCCAGCUAUCGGAAUAGGACAGCCAGUAGCUGGGAGGACGACUGGUUUGCCAAAAUUCCCGUGGCGUGGAGGCAGCAGUUGUACAAGCUUUACGAAGCAGACUUUGUACUCUUUGGCUAUCCCAAACCUGAACACUUGCUUAAAAACUGAAUGAGAUAAAGCAUUCAAGAAUACCAAAAGAACUCCAUGUUUCAAAAUAAGAAUGUUCCUCUGCCUGCAUUAACACAUGCAAACUUGCUUUUUCUAGAGCAUCUUGCACAUAGUUGUCUGGUUGCAAGAUCCUUGGAAUCCCCUACUGGAAGAAGGGUUCCCCUUCUCCUUUGUCUGUUACUUUUGUUAAACACAUCUAGUUAUUCCGCCAUUAGGAUAUGACUUUCUCCAAUAUCCCGUUUUCUUUUGAAUGCUUUUUAUCAGAACAUUUUUUAAAAAAAGAAUUAAUAUAUUACAAUAUUUAAUACAAAGUAUCUUGUGGAAAAGGGGAAGUAAAAGGGUGCAAAUUCUUGUUUUUA
Eublepharis macularius is the source of this 2421-nucleotide messenger RNA. RefSeq names its product carbohydrate sulfotransferase 12 (gene CHST12). The coding region runs from base 800 to 2062 and encodes 420 amino acids. Gene Ontology annotation, molecular function: sulfotransferase activity. Gene Ontology annotation, biological process: carbohydrate biosynthetic process; proteoglycan biosynthetic process. NCBI's taxonomy places the organism in Eukaryota, Metazoa, Chordata, Lepidosauria, Squamata, Eublepharidae. The record is from RefSeq and is a predicted model, not a curated record. Gene Ontology annotation, cellular component: membrane. The transcript is spliced from 2 exons.